AUGCUGGUGGAAUGUUCGGAAAUAAAGUACCAUGCUGGUCGCAACGGAGCGUCAAUACAGCCUUCUUGUGACGAAACAACACCCGACAAGGUGCAGAACGCUUUGACGGAGAGUAGUGUUGUCUCACGCAAUUCUCGAGAUCACCCACCGUCGCACCAAGAUUACUUCUCCGCAACGGGGUGGAGACGCACAAAAUUGGACGGGAAGCCGCCACAGCAACUUAAUCAUCUAACGGAUUCCAGUCUUUCACCCCCGCAGAGGUUGACAUUAACUAGGUGCUCUAAGGGUGUUUCAGUGAGACGUGCCGUGCCCUCCGCUGCCGCCACCAACUCUGUCGAGGCCGCCACCGUCUCCAAGACACAUAUGAAGGUUGAAGCACAGGUAGGCCAGGUCCCGGCUGACUUAACAACUCACGGUGGUAGCGGCAACCAUGCUUACAACGGUAUGAGGGCCAGUGAGGCACUCAGGAGUAUGCAUGAGAGGUCAGGGUUGUUGCUUGAAAUGUCUCGCAACAAGUUUCCGAGGGCCAACCAGGUGAGGCGGGCGGCACAUUCCAGAUCAUCCAAAAGCAAAGUCCGUCAUACCUCUGCACCCCCAUCAGGAGAUUAUUCACGCUCCGGUUUGCCGGAGAAACGAUUUGGUGGCCCUGCGUGGGGCUCUGGGAACGAUGAGGAUAGCGGCAAGUCCACUGUUGCCGGCCGUAUAGCCACCCUCAACGCCGAUGGGGACUCCAAACUGGUUGUAUUGCAGUCCGAUACGAUCCGGCGUGACGGCGAGAGGGUUGACCGUGGGGCCCCAGCUGGCGGCUCGAAGGUGAUGUUGCGUCGCGGUCGUGCGCUCCCCCCAAGUGAUUAUUUUUGGCAACACGAGCGGCAGAUGCGGCCCCGGGCCCAGUUGCACGCGGCUGACGCUUUCCAGCGCGCGAAUGCCGACGUGGCGACCGUCCCGCAACUUCUGACGGAGCAUCCCGCACUGCCGCAGGUUUUGGAGGCCGCGCUUGCUGAUCACUAUUUGGCAUCGCUGAUGACGUGCCCGGCGUCCGAGACGGAACGCAUUUUGUCAGUUUUUACUGCAGGUGACGCAAAGGAAGUGUUAAAUUUUCUCCGUCGGACGUACGGCUGCGGCUCUGCUGGCACUCUUAGCAACGGUGCUGCGUCUUUGAUUGCCAAGGGACCGCAGCAGCAACAGGAGACGGCCCGGCCAACUGAAGCGCCAUCCCGACGUCGAAGGAAGCCUAGUGGCACAGUGCGGACCAUCAGGCGUCACAACGUUUCAUGUGCAGGCGAGUCACCGGGGUUUGUGUCGCCGCCUCCAAAGCAUUUUCGGGCCUUUUUAAAGCACUUCACCGCGGAGGUUUGCAUGUCGUUUAUGGAUGAGGUCUGUAUUCUGUGUCGUGCUCGCAGCGACAGGGUUUGGGCGGAGUCGCGAGCGCUACUGCUCCCCGAAGAGGCCGUCGUCUCGCACUAUGAACAGGAGGUAUCGUCACUGCUCACGCGGAUACUGGCGUGGACGGAGAAGGAGUUUGCUCGUGUGGUGCCUGUGGUGGCGCGGUUGGCGAAGCAGUACCUGUUUCUUACACGCCGCGAAGGUGGUAAUGUUUUACAACCCCAAUAA
Molecule: messenger RNA, 1614 nt
Organism: Trypanosoma brucei brucei TREU927
Lineage: Eukaryota; Euglenozoa; Kinetoplastea; Trypanosomatida; Trypanosomatidae
Exons: 1
Coding region: 1-1614 (537 amino acids)
Source: RefSeq, a predicted model, not a curated record